AUGGAGGCCGCGCGGCAGCGCAUGGCCGAAAUGAGCCAGUGGCAGGCCGCUGCACGGCGCGGCAUAGCAGCAGCCCGCGACCACACGUGGACGGUUGCAGAGGAGUGCGGCCGCCACGAGGAGACAGCCAGCGAGGAGCUGCUCAUGCAGCUGGCUGAGGUGGCAGUUGGGGAUGACGCUGCUGCAGCGGCGCCGAUGCCAGCAGCAGCGCCGGCGCCGGCAGCGCAGCCGGCACCAUCAGCAGCGCAGCCGGCACCAUCGGCAGCGGCAGCUGCGUUGCUGGAAGCAGACGCGUCUGUGCUGGCAGCCAGUGAGGAUGGGCAGGUGACCGUGCCCCUCUCGCUGCUGCGGCAGCUGGUGCAGCAGCAGCAGCAGCAGCUGGCGCAGCAGCAUGAACUGACCACUGCCGUCCAUCUGCUCUCCUCGGAAGUCAGCUUGCACGGCCCCCCAAGCCGCCGCCGUACUAUUGUAGCGGCCGCUGCCGACCCAAGCGUGAGCCUGGACGCCACCACAGUUGGUGUGUUUGAGCUCGGCUAUGCCCCUGCCGCGGGCUCUGCCGCCGCCCCCAGCGCAGCAGCACCAGCAGCAGACAGCUCAGCAGAGGGUGGUUGGCGGAGCCGCUGGCAUGGCGUCCCCUGCAACAUCCCCAGCAGCCUGUCCGCCUUGCUCAACACCGAGUGGGCUGCGCGGCACUACUACGAGGGCGUGCAAGGCCCGGCGUGGAAGGACCGGGAGGACGAGCAGCGGGAGGCACAGCGGCUGGGCCGGCUGCCCACCCGGCACACCUGGCGCCCAGGCGCGGCGGUGCGCAAGAUCUGGCACCUGGUCGUCAACGCAAUGGCACUGGUGGAGGAGCUGGCACGCCAGGAGGGCUGCUCAAACAUGGAUGCUGCCAGGCUGGUGGACCAGCGCCUGGCGCAGCAGGAGGGCAAGAAGAAGAAGAACUUUGCCAGCCUGGGCCGCAAGGAGAACGAGGCGGCGGUGCGCGAGCUGCUGGGGCUUCCGGCAAAGCCCGCGCCCAAUGGCUGA
Messenger RNA from Chlorella variabilis, 1029 nucleotides. RefSeq lists its product as hypothetical. NCBI's taxonomy places the organism in Eukaryota, Viridiplantae, Chlorophyta, Trebouxiophyceae, Chlorellales, Chlorellaceae. The coding region runs from base 1 to 1029 and encodes 342 amino acids. The record is from RefSeq and is a predicted model, not a curated record. The transcript is spliced from 3 exons.